Molecule: messenger RNA, 5640 nt
Organism: Labeo rohita (rohu)
Lineage: Eukaryota; Metazoa; Chordata; Actinopteri; Cypriniformes; Cyprinidae
Gene: brinp2
Product: bone morphogenetic protein/retinoic acid inducible neural-specific 2
Biological process (GO): negative regulation of mitotic cell cycle; positive regulation of neuron differentiation
Source: RefSeq, a predicted model, not a curated record
GACUUGGAGUAGCUCUCCUCUGCGCGAGGCUCACCGUUUUGGGGCUUGGCAGUGAGUGAUGACUACAGCACGGGCAGCUCAAGUCUAGCUCUAGCAAUCUGGCACGCACACACACACACACACACUAAAAAACACAGAGAAAGAGAGAGAGAGACAGUGGAUGUCACAAAUGAACCGUGGCAGGUGCAGUUUUUCUACUUGGAAGAAGCUGGAUAAUGCAAAUGAGUUGAAAGGAGAAAACAGCUUCGUAUGGAUUUAUCUGAUGUGAUCCUACUUGUUUUGGAAGAUCACACACUGCUCAAGAGGAUCCGAAUUGCUUCUAUCCUGCUAUUCCUGGGACUUUGCAUUCUAAAAGAACUGGUGUUAAAGUUUCUCCAUCCAGUUUUUAAAUCUUCAAUCAAAAAACUAAUGGCUAUCAAACAUGUUAAUUGCACCCAUAAAGGGCGCACUUAGCGCACUCUCUUCGGAGCGUCAAUACAAUGCCUGGAUUACCCUUUUGACUGCCUUGUGAACCCGUGUGAAAUCAUCGCGGAGGAGGUACGGCGGGGGGCCGAGCGGGUGGGAGCUGCAUUCCUCCACUUGAGACCAAACUGAGAAUCCUGAGCAUCCUGACUGCUGCUUCAAGCCGAUCGGAUACAAACGCUGUAGGGACAGGAGUGGAACCACCCUUCACGGUCUGGGUCAAAGGGAUUGGCAGAAGAAUGCUGGCGCCAGGUGCCCAGGGGCAGGAUGGCGUUGUGUUGGCAGAGAGCUGCGGUUGUUAGAUGGUUCCUCUUGAUGCUCCUGUGGCACUGGGCACCUCUGGGCCCACUGAGCUGGUUUCUGGCUCUGGCUGAGCGUCUGGACCAGAAGACCUCACCGUUCUCUUCUAUCUCCGGCCGGAGCAGCGGCCAGCUGGACUGGCUCCUGUCUGAUAAAGGGCCCUUCCAUCGCUGUCCAGAAUACACAGAAUUCAAAGAACGCUUCCAACAAGGCUUCUCCACACGCUACAAAAUCUACAGGGAGUUUAGUCACUGGAAAGUGAACAGCUUGGUGACAGAGAAGAGAGACUUCUUCAAAGCCCCGCUGCCUUUGGCGCCAGAGUUUUUACGCAACCUCAGGCUUCUAGGGAGAAGGCCGAGCCUUCAGCAGAUCCAUGAAAAUCUGAUCAAGAAAUAUGGCACUCAUUUCUUGGUAUCAGCCACAUUGGGAGGAGAGGAGUCACUCACGAUCUUCUUGGACAAACAGAAGCUGAGCAAAAAGUCAGAGGGCAACGGAAACAGCUCCGUGGUCUCCCUAGAAAUCUUGCACCAGUUGGCGGCGUCGUACUUCACAGAUAGAGAAAGCACCCUGCGAAGACUCCACCACCUGCAGAUCGCUACAUCUGCCAUCAAGGUAACGGAGACCAGAACGGGGCCUCUUGGAUGCAGCAACUACGACAGCCUGGAUUCCGUCAGCUCCGUCUUAGUGCACAGCCCAGAAAAUAAAAUCCACCUAAAAGGUCUACAGGAUGUGCUUCCUGAGUUCCUGCGGAAUCGUUUUGUGGAGGCGGCCCUCAGUUACGUGGCGUGUAAUUCAGAGGGCGAGCUACUGUGCCGCAACAAUGACUGCUGGUGCCGCUGCUCCGCGAAGUUUCCUGAUUGUAACUGCCCCUUCGCAGACAUCAAAGCCAUGGAGGAGAGUCUGCGCAAGAGCAAAGAGUCGUGGGUCAACCUCAACAAUGAGUUUAUGGACUCAGAUGAGUUCAAGGCCUUUCUCAAGAAAUUGCCAACGGAUCAUUUUUUAAACACCUCUGCCAUCUUAAAGUUCUGGACGUCAGAUCUGGUCCUGCAGAGACGUUAUGGUCUGCUGGAGGCGAGCACUAAAGUGGUGCUGGGAAAAGCCAUCAAGAUUGUGCGCAAACUCUUCGCUCUCAGCAAGCGCUGUCCUACACAGCCAAAGAUCAGCCUGCCUAGAGAAAGGACUCUGGGUUUUUGGCUCAACAAAGCCCAGUCCCUGUUGUACUGCAGCGAGCAUGGUGUGUACGGCACCUUCUCAGAGGAAAUGCAGGGCUGCAUCUGCGCCGCAGAGCAGCGCACAGUCUGCCAGGGCAACGUGCCAUGCAAGGUGGGUGAGGGGACCCUCUGCUCGUCCUGCGCCCCAGACAACAUCACCCGCUGUGGCACAUGCCUCCCAGGCAGCAUCCUCCAUAUGGGAUUCUGUCGCCCCAACAUUGCCAACUCUUUGGACCACUACGUCAACUUUGACUUUGACAUGCCAGACGCAGAAAUGCGUUACCUCCUCCAAAGGCUCGACAGCCGCAUGGAGGUCCAUGCCAUCUACAUCAGCAACGACGUGCGUCUAGGCAGCUGGUUCAACCCGGCGUGGAGAAAGCGCAUGCUGCUCACCCUCAAGAGCAACAAGAACAAGUCCAACCUCAUCCACAUGCUGAUGGGGAUCUCUUUCCAGAUCUGUUCCACCAAGAACAGCACGCUGGAACCCGUGCCUGCAAUCUAUGUCAACCCCUUCGGGGGCAGCCACUCCGAGAGCUGGUUUAUGCCUGUCAACCAGCAGGACUUCCCAGACUGGGAAAGAACUAAAUUGGACGCCUCACUCCAGUGCUAUAACUGGACCCUCGCUCUUGGCAGCAAGUGGAAGUCCUUCUUCGAAACGGUGCACAUUUACCUGCGCAGUCGCAUACUCACAGACGACCCCACCGUCAACGAGACUUAUGAGCCGCUAGACCUGGAUGACCACUCGGCCAACCUGGGCUACAUGAAAAUCAACAGCCUGAAGGUCUUUGGCUACAGCAUGCACUUCGAUCCGGAGGGGAUAAAAGACCUCAUCCUGCAGUUGGACUACCCGUACACGCAGGGCUCGCAGGAUGCGGCCUUUCUGAUGCUUCUGGAGAUGAGGGACCGCAUUAACCGGCUCUCCCCGCCGGGAGCCCAGCCGCUGGACCUCUUCUCCUGCCUGCUGAGGCACCGGCUCAAGCUUUCGUCGAGCGAGGUGGCGCGCAUACGGGAGGCGCUCCAAAGUUUCAACGCCAAGCUCCCCAACUCCACCGAGCCAGAACUCAGCCAGCUGUGCAGCUAGCUCAAAUGAGCCUCGUCGCUCAUUUUUGCCUGCCUGUGAGAAUGUAUUUGUAAAUGGGAUGAGAGAGAAAGGGAAAAGAAAUAUAUUGUCAGGGUGCGUGUAAAUGUUUGUGGAUGAGAUUGUCUUUGAAUCCCCUUCCUUUGGGCAGUAAUUGUAAGAAGCAGAAUUUCCGAUUGUGACUGAUACAGAAGCAUACCACUUGGAAACCGCAAGUUCCCAGAAUAUUCCCUUGCUGGGAAAACCUUGCUAGAUCUAGCCUACAGUCAAACCUACUUAGUGUCUUUGAGUAAGGGUUCCAAUGGGGAUUUUACCUAAGUGGACUAUCUACAUGAUCCGUGAAAAAGAACAUUUCAAGUGAGAAUAUAUAGCUACGAUUUCAUAGCACGUAUGUGCUGAAGUUGUAGUUAUUCUUGGUGAUGUCAUUGUUCAAGACGAAUACGGAGAAUCGAUAAUAAGAAAUCUAUUCCGACGUAAAGUAUCGGAGCACAGUGGUCCAAUGGUUAAAACAAUCAGCAAAGAUUCAAAUCCAUGUUUUUCUAUUUUAUCUGGAGUCGCAAAUCCUGUAUUGUGAGAUCUGUAUAUCUGUAUUUAAUGUGGAACUGAAUUGCCAGAAUGUUGGAUAGAAAUUCCUUUGUAUUCAGAGAUAUGGCUAAACCAAAAGGUAAACAUGAAAGCAAAUUGAAUGGCAAAAUUUCUUUACAGUUUUUUCACUGUUUAUGCUCACUGAAAUCUCUUUUGAGAAGGCAACCUUAAAGUUACAGUACAUACUUACAAUAUUGUUUUGAACAGGUUUGUGGGCCGCUUUGUAAAUACUGCUCAUCUCAUUCAAGGCGUGAAAAGCUUCACAUUGCUUCUUGGAUAUAUACACUGAUAAAUGCCCAUAUUUGUACUUUUUUUGAAAGUGCAAAGACCAAAAAAAACACACUUCAACACAAAACAAUUGCCUUAUGAAGUGAAGUCUCUGUUCUGAUAUCAAAGCACACCUGGCUGUAUGUCUCUCUCUUUAAGAAAAAAAAAAGAAAAUGAUUUUUUCUCUUUCUUUUUCCUCUAUACUAAAUUCAGAUUUCAAUUACAGUGACCUCUAAUAUGUAAAUGUCAGUUUUUAAUUGAAGUAUUAUAUGAGGAGUGCAUUACAUGUUAUCUAUGUGCAAAUACAGAGUACCAUUUCCAUCACCUGGUUCAAUAGCUUUGUUUUCCACAACAUUUCCCUGCUUUUCUAUUAGACAUAUGAUGAUGUGACGAGGCAUAACUGUAAUACAUGAAUUCAUUUAGUAUCUCUACAUCUAGAGGCAAUUAUUUCCACUCAGCAUUUAAUAAGUGUACAUGUACUGCUUAAGUGUUCUUGAUUAAGUUACUUGGGUUGUAGCAUUUGUCAACACAAACAGCCACAGAAUUACAGCCUUUGACAACACAGAGCAUUUAUUACUGCUUUUUAUAUAAAACUGGAAUGUGUGGAAAUGUCUGUGAAAAUUGCGUAUAUGCAUCAACAUAAAAAAACGAUCAGUUUUCUGUCAAGAUAAGAUGGAUCGCUCAAUAUAUGGGGAGCAACUUUUACAGCGCUACAUAAAAAAAAAAAAAAAACUAGAAUAAAAAAAGUGCAAUUUAUGCUGUUGUCAUGGAGAGCUGUAGGACCUUCGCAUUGUCUGUCACGAUAUAUCUGUGACUCUACUGUGAAGGGGGAAAAACAUUCUCGCUAAAUUCAGAAGAUGGAAAUCACAGGGAGUCUGUAAAUAUGAGUUGUUUAUCUUAAUGUCUAAGACAGGAAUCAGUUUUCGCCCUUCAACAAAUUGUCAAGACCGUGAAGGGCGUCUAAUCAAUCACAACAGCCCUAUGUAAACUGGCAUAGCCAUGCUCUUGAGAAACACAAUCUGAAUAUUUCUGUAUUUUUGAUUUAUUAUGACUAAACUGCCUGUUACAAUGUAUUUUUUGGUAACACUUUAUAAUAACUUUCAUAAAUGAAGUCAUAAACAAUAUUUACAUAUAUACUGCAUACUAUCGUCCAAAGGUUUGGGAUCAGUCUUCUCUAAUGCUUUCUCUUUUCUAUUUUAAUAUAUUUUAAAAUGCUAUUUUUUCUGUGAUGGCAAAGCUGAAUUUUCAGCAGCCAUUUCUUCAGUUUUCAGUGUCACAUGAUCCUUCAGAAAUCAUUUUUAAUUAUUAUUAUUACCAAUGAUGUAAACAGUUAUGCUGCUUCAUAUAUUUCUGGAAUCUGAGAUAUACUGUAUAUAAAUAUUUUGUAAAAUCAUAAAUGCUGUCCCCAAUUUAAUACGCCCUUGGUGAAUAAAGGUAUUAAUUUAUUGUUAAUAUUUUAUUUAGAAAAAAAAAAAACUUUUACUGAACCCAAACAUCUGAACUAUAGCAUAUAUAUAAAGUUCUGAAUAUUACAUUCAUAUGUAUAAUGUGAUUUAAAAUAACAAGUGAUCUUAUAAGCAUUAAUGCAUCAAAAUGUAUGAAAGUUAUUAAAUAGUGUCACCUUAUUUAUCUCAUGGACAUGUGAGAUAUGAAUCUUGAGUCCAUAUCUCAGUUUUUGGUUUGUUUGUUUUUUAUCCUCCAAUCUAAUAUAUUUCUGAUUAAACUCGCUCUAGCCAU